Molecule: messenger RNA, 1503 nt
Organism: Schistosoma turkestanicum
Lineage: Eukaryota; Metazoa; Platyhelminthes; Trematoda; Strigeidida; Schistosomatidae
Source: the annotation of a GenBank genome assembly
AUGGAAUGUUGUAAUGUUGUUUCAAAUCAUGAAAAUAUACUACCUAGUAAUGAUACUUCCAUGGAUAAGAAUGAACAAAACACACUAAGUUGUCCAAGUGAUAUAUCAUCAUUAUCCGUAAACAGUGAUCAAAAACGCAAAGAAGAAAAUCUUCGUGCAUUAGAGUUGGAACGUCAAUCGCUGGAAAAUUUUUGGGCUAAACAAGAAUUAACUAAUAAAAUCAAUCAAAAUAAACAAAUACUUGUACAGUUAGCAGAAGAAGAAUCACGUGUUUGCGCUGAAUUAUCAGCUAUACAAAACAAACGAAAACAACAACGUUCUGCAUUAAUUUCUACUGUUACACAAGCUGAACAAAAUGCAACAGAUGUCAUUCAACAAAUAUUGUCAAUUAAUAAAUCAGUGAAAUUGUUAGAGAAAAUGGAAGAUGUAUACAAUGCGCAUCAAUUCAAUGCUACAAAUUAUGCUACAUUGUCACAAUCGAAACGAAAUGAAAUUCUAGCUUCAAUGCAAGAAAUGUUAUCAAUUACAGAUAAUGCUUAUGCAAUGCAUACAAUGAAUUUGAAUACAAUUAAACUUCAAAGUCUUUUAACUAAUGAUGAAAAUUCUACAAGUGAUUAUGUAGAACAAAUUUUAGCCAACAAACAUGCUGAUCAUACAAAAUUAACAUCAAAUCUUAUGUUAGAAGAAAAUGUUCAAAAAGAAGCAUUUGCUCAAUUACAACAUCAAAAAGAUGGUCAAAUUGUAAGAUUACAAAAAGAAAUAUGUUUAAUAGAACAAGAACUUUGUCGGCUUACAUUAGCUGAACAAUCGCAUAUUAAACAACGUAUUGAAUUUAAUCAACGUGUACUUGAUGAAUGUCGUUGUGAAUUAUUAAAAUUAUUAACUCAAUUAAUCGAUGAACAGCAAGAUCGUCAGAAGGAAUUACGUAAACGUUUAGAAGAAAUUGAACAACAAAAAAAAGAUGAUCAAUUAGAUUUUUGGUUAGUUCAAUAUCAACGUGUAUUGGAUUCGAAACCUGUUCAAUUAUUUGAUAAACCAGAUCCUGAUGUUCAAACAAUUCUAAGCAAUGCGCAAUCUUUGGAAUUUUUGCCUAAUUUUCAACGACAUGCUAUUACGUAUUCAAUUAUGCAAACUAUGACAGAUAAUGAUCUUAAAGAAAUCGGUAUUCACACUCUUGGAACACGUCGUGAGAUACUCAGACAGAUUGAUUUAUACAAAACGAAAACAAAUGAUGGAGAUGAGAAGCUUAACAACACAAGAGAAUCACUACCAACAGCGUAUGUAACACCUUCAGCUCCAGAGGUGACAAUAUCAAAUUUAAUUGUGUCGAACGAAGUUAUAGCCCGUGUAGAGAACGAAUGUUGUAUAUGCCAAGAUGCAAUAUGCUCUACAAUAUUCCUUCCAUGCGGUCAUGUUUGUUGUUGCAAGAAAUGUUCUGAAUGUGUUCAUGAUUGUCCCCUAUGUCGUUCCAAUAUACAGAAUCGUAUUCAAUUACAUUUCUAA